Molecule: messenger RNA, 949 nt
Organism: Saccostrea cuccullata (small rock oyster)
Lineage: Eukaryota; Metazoa; Mollusca; Bivalvia; Ostreida; Ostreidae
Exons: 3
Coding region: 185-835 (216 amino acids)
Source: RefSeq, a predicted model, not a curated record
UUAUAGUCCUACAAAAUUACAUGAAAACUACUAGAACUACCUUAUCAAGUGGCACAUUCAUAACUUUAGUUUGAAAAAAAUAUGCCUCUUGCAAGUGACUAGGAAGUCUUUAAUCCCUUUUAUAGACUUGAAUAGAUCUCAUCUCUUACUUAAUGAAUCAAGAACUUGAAGAUAUAAAAAACACAUGUACAAAUUCACCUCAAGCAAUUUAAUGAAGCUUGGAAAGAAACCCGGUUUAAUUUCUUCCUUUAAUAACCUACAUCCUAUUCUAUCUGAUUCACCAUCUUCAUGCAGCAUGCCAGUGAAUAUCAUAACAAUCUUCAGUCUUGGUAUUUUAUCAUGGGUCACUCCGACUCAUGGAAUUCUGUUUGGUCUACCAAGAGGAGAUGCUUCAAAUUGCCCUCCUGUCCCUGGCUCCAUUCCUUAUUAUUUUGGUACAACUGACCUUAUGUGCAUGAGGUAUGGUUUACACAGAAAAACUCCAAUAAUGCGGAGAAAUGCACCCAGCCGAUUCACCUUCAACCCCUCUCACCGAUGGAUCUACAUCGCAGGGACAUACCUGGAGUUUGGUAACAGAAUAGGGAGGGAUGCAGCAAAAGUUAAAUUCGACCACCCCCAUCUGGGUGAUGUUUGUCAGAUGAAGACCGAGCCGCAGCCCGCAGGGUUCACUAGACUAAGCCUUGACUGUGUCAUAGGAUGUGUGGAAAACUAUACCGACAAAUACGGCAACUACCACAUGUACACUAACAACUGUCACCAUUUUGUCAACAAGAUUUCUAGAGUCAUGUGUGAAGCAGUAAUUUGUCCUAAUUGGUGUAUUAGAAGAAUUCUAUAACAGAUCUAGAUUUCUAUGAGAAAAGCUGUAAACAGGAACAAGUACUGUAUACAACUUGUGCCUUGUUCAUUUGGAAUAAAUAAUGAAAUACUGAGUAAAUGUUCUGAAAAAUUA